AUGAACGAAAACGUCAUGAAAGACUCAGAAAAGUCAAUCGAAGGGCUCCGUCACUCAAUUCAAACUCUCUUAUCAUCCUUUGAGAUGCCCCCCGAGGAACAACCAUUGAGCCUCAUCUUCCACUCGAGCAAUGAGACACCAAUGGUCCAGAUCCACGAUAGCAAGUGGCUCGUUGAAUUCAAAGAGGUCCUCAAGUCGGAUGACCAGAUUGUUCAUGAAUCACAGGUGCCCCUGGAAUCGGCCGUUCUUGCAUUGUAUCACUGGGCCAGUCGAAAUUCGGGGCCUUUCGAGGAACACGAGCGCAUCAUUGAAAUGCUCGAUGAGCUGCGGGAAAGAUUGAUGUACUGCGCCAUCCUAGCUCGAAUUGAUGGCGACGAGGAACGAUACUUCGAGCUUUUCCCAACGGCAUGUCUCGGAGAAGGAAUUGUUCUCCCAGCGAAGUUGAUCGACGAGAUGAUUAUUCAACCAGCGAUGCUUCGCGGAGAGAUCGUUUUUUCCCCAGCUCCAACUGGCAAGGUCCAUGGUCAUCUCUGUGAAUGGCAUACGCGGGAACGGAGGUGCGUGGUCAGCUACAACGGUCACAUGUUGAAAUUGGACGGGAAGCUGCUGAAAGAUGGACCAUUGGUACUAUGUGGAGAAACGGGCAAACUCCAUCAACGGCUCCUUCGUCGCUAUUUUGCUCAGCACAAUUGA
This is a messenger RNA of Exophiala spinifera, 693 nucleotides long. RefSeq lists its product as uncharacterized. The record is from RefSeq and is a predicted model, not a curated record. The coding region runs from base 1 to 693 and encodes 230 amino acids. The transcript has a single exon. NCBI's taxonomy places the organism in Eukaryota, Fungi, Ascomycota, Eurotiomycetes, Chaetothyriales, Herpotrichiellaceae.